Acanthochromis polyacanthus (spiny chromis) is the source of this 2685-nucleotide messenger RNA. RefSeq names its product short stature homeobox 2 (gene shox2). Gene Ontology annotation, biological process: regulation of transcription by RNA polymerase II. Lineage: Eukaryota; Metazoa; Chordata; Actinopteri; Pomacentridae. Gene Ontology annotation, molecular function: DNA-binding transcription factor activity, RNA polymerase II-specific; sequence-specific double-stranded DNA binding. The record is from RefSeq and is a predicted model, not a curated record. Gene Ontology annotation, cellular component: nucleus.
AGAGAGAGAGGCAGGGAGAGUGAGAGAGAUCCAUGACCAUCUCCCGGGUGUUUAAAAAACUAACUCAGGACAAUAGCAGCGAAUGAGCGCUUAAUUAAAUUAAUUAGUCCUUCUUGUCAAUCUCGGAUUAAUGGCCAAUAGCGGCGGUGCUGCUUAAUGUUUUUCUUUUCUUUUUUUUUUUUUUACUCCUCUCCUCUCUCUCUCCCGUAUCAGUGAAGGGGAAGGGGGGCUCAUCCCGGCAUCCUGAGGGGAGGUAAUUUGCACGGAUCAAGGGGGCAAGGCGCCGCAAAGUAUAAAUACUGUGACUUCAAUAGAGGAUCACCAGCAGGUUCCCAACUCCGCUAACCAAAGGAGGAGGAGGAAUUGGCUGAGAAGAAGAGCCUACCUUCAUAUAUUUUUCACCUUUUAGCCAGAGUUUUGGCUGCAUCACCUUGUGUCGUUUUUUCAAGGGGGUCGACUUUAAAACGAGCAACACCAUUGAUGUCUUAAGCUGUCGUGGAGCAAAGGGAGAGAGUGUGUGUGAGUGUGUGGUGUGUGUGUGUGUGAUUUUUUUUAAAGAGGAGAGAAGGCAGUGAUGGAAGAGCUCACCGCUUUCGUGUCUAAGUCUUUCGAUCAGAAAGUGAAGGAGAAGAAGGAAGUGAUAACCUACAGGGAGGUGUUGGAGACCGGCUCGACGCGAGCAGGGAGCAGGGAGGCUUUAUCCGCGGAGCCCGGGAGCCGAGAGGAGGCGGCCGCCGUUGCCCGGAACGUUGCGCUCUCGCCGGGCAGGGAAACGGACAUGCUCGGCCCGGAAAGGAUCAGGGACGCCGGGAGCCCCAAACUCAUUGACGGCACCACGGACGUGAAGGAAAGGAAAGAGGACUCGAAGCCCAUAGAGGACGAGACACAAACUAAAAUCAAACAGAGGAGAAGUCGGACUAACUUCACAUUAGAGCAGCUCAAUGAGCUGGAGCGGCUCUUCGACGAGACCCACUAUCCGGACGCCUUCAUGCGGGAAGAGCUGAGCCAGCGGCUGGGACUGUCGGAGGCCCGAGUCCAGGUUUGGUUCCAGAAUAGAAGAGCCAAAUGCAGAAAGCAGGAGAACCAGUUACAUAAAGGAGUCCUGAUUGGAGCAGCGAAUCAGUUUGAAGCUUGUCGUGUAGCGCCAUAUGUCAACGUGGGGGCUUUACGGAUGCCAUUCCAACAGGUGCAGGCGCAGCUGCAGCUGGACAGCGCCGUGGCGCACGCGCAGCACCACCUGCACUCUCAUCUGGCCGCGCACGCGCCCUACAUGAUGUUCCCGCCGCCGUUCGGGCUCCCGCUGGCCACGCUCGCGGCCGAGUCCGCGUCCGCCGCGUCGGUGGUGGCCGCCGCCGCCGCCGCCAAGAACACCAGCAAGAAUUCCAGCAUCGCCGACCUGAGACUGAAGGCCAAAAAGCACACGGCCGCGCUGGGACUGUGACGCCCGGAGGGAGGACGGACGGAGAGACACUGAACUUUUACAAAGUGAAAAAGAAAACAACAAAAAAGGACAAAGUGAGAAAAAUUAUCCAUGGACGUUAUUUAUGUUUUUUUUUCUUUUUAAAAAUGAAGGACGACGAGUAUAAAAAUAUAAAAUAUAGGCUAUUUAUGAGAUAAAGAAAAGAGACUGUGACGUGAUAGCCUACACACCACAAACACACACAUGUUGAGUUUUUGGACGCCAAAAAAAAGACAAAAAAAAGCAGGUGGACAGCGAGGCUGCGCCGCCACAUGGCCGAGGAGGCCGUCGGGACACCCCGAGGAGGAAGAGGAGGAAGAGGAGGAUGCAGCUGGGUCGGUCGGUUCUUUGUCAAACAAGGCGAACCAUUCUGCAGUUGUUCAGUUUUAAUAUUAUAUUAUUAUUGCUAUGAUUUCAUUUUGAACCUAUAUAGAGGCUGGCCUCGGUAUAUUUCAAAAAACACUUUUCUCUGUAAAAGGACAGAGCGGGAAUUCUGUGACAAAAAAAAGAAAGAAAAAGACAAUAUCUGAAAUGUUUCUCCCUUCUCUGUUUCUUCUUCAGCAGUGUUGUGCAUGAGUUCACGGAUGACGUGAUGUGAGCCCUCCUCACCCCUCUCCCCCUCUUUUCCCUCCCCCCUGCCUCUCUCUCUCUCUCUCUCUCUCUCCCCCCCCCCCUCAGAGGAAGGGUAACUCUCACUUGAAUGUUUGGCCUAUUUGACCUCCUCUAAACACAUGUGCAGGCUAUGCUGAACUUUUCUUUUUUGUCAGGAUAACCCGAUCUAGUGUCCCAUAUUUCCAAGGUGAUUUGUCCCCCCCUUCUAAAGGAGGGCAUUAUGUCAUAAACACCAUCCUCUUCAACACAGUGAACAAAAACACUCACAGUAACACGAGGACUGUAUGCGAACCGGUACGGGCACGUGUAAAAUAUGUUUAUACACAAGAAACAUGCAUUAUUUUUAUUAUUUAGUGGCUUUAUGAAUGCCUUGUGGGGAAUUUGUUUAAUUUGUAUGUUACUUUCAUUUCCGUGUAUUAAAAAGAUCAUGUGCUUUCUGUAUGUAAUUUUGAUGUUUUUAUAACAGUGGAAGUGAACUCACCUGAGGCACGGGUUUCUUAAAAAAAGAAGAAUAUUCAUGAAAUUGUUUUACCUAUUUUUUCCAUCACAUGUGAAACGUGAAUCCACCUAAACAAAAAUGUUUUUCGUUCCUAUAAUAAAUUAACUAAAGUUUC